Molecule: messenger RNA, 3033 nt
Organism: Mercenaria mercenaria
Lineage: Eukaryota; Metazoa; Mollusca; Bivalvia; Venerida; Veneridae
Product: protein lin-52 homolog
Exons: 6
Coding region: 36-422 (128 amino acids)
Biological process (GO): regulation of DNA-templated transcription
Cellular component (GO): DRM complex
Source: RefSeq, a predicted model, not a curated record
GGGACGGCAGAUAGACGUGUUUUUUGUCAACAACAAUGGCGGCCAAUUCGAAUAAGGAAACGAAUUUAUCUGAUGGUGGAAAAUGGUAUGAAAAUACACCUACUGACACAGAUCAGCUUUUGAGUUUUGAGAAGCUUGAUAGAGCGUCUCCGGAUUUGUGGCCUGAACAAAUUCCUGGUGUGUCUGAAUAUGCAGCUGAUAAACUGCCUUCAUCACGAACAAACAGCCCGCCAAAAUGGAUGGCAGAUUUAGAAAAUGAUGAUAUCAAUUUAUUACAAGAAUUUGGAAGUUUAACAACAUCACAGCUGAUGGAGAAAGUAAGGGGCUUACAGAACCUAGCAUAUCAGCUUGGGCUUGAUGAAGCAAGAGAAAUGACGAGGGGAAAGUUUUUACAAGUUCUUCAGAAACCAAAGAGAAACUGAUGAUCCAAAGGAAAAAGAGUUUCUUACAAGUGCAAUAUUAUAUUUAGUAUGUGAACCUGCUGAUGGUAACAAGGUCAGGAACCACAAGGCAGAGCUAUUAUGAUACGUCACUGAAGUGUCUUGUGACAUUUUUGUAACCAGCAAAAGAGGGAAUUGUGGAGUGUGAACGAGACUAAAAUGACCAAUUUUUGCACCAAAAAAAAAACAAGAAUCAUUUUCAUUCACGUAAAAUGCGGAGAUAGGAGUUUAUUUUCUUGCAACAAUUUUACUAGAACUGCAAGAAGAACCAUGGUCUAAAGAUCAUUGACAACAGUAGAACAGUUUUGAUGUAUUUUUAAACAGUAAGUUGUUCUCAAUUGAUUUGUAGUUUUUGUUUGAAUUCACUUUCUAGCUCAUGAAAAUUAUUUGUUUAAAAAAUGCCUCCGCUGUAACAAAGUUACGUUGCCUUAUUUGAAUUUAAGCCUUUUUACCAAUGAUUUCUGAUUAUACAGUACACAGUCUUUUACAUCAUAUGGAUAUGUGUCCGAAGUACAAUAGUACCCCCUCUUACUGUCACUGUAUGGUCAUAUGUUACUUGACAGUGCAGGUCUAAGUCAACUUUUCUAAACAAUUUAAAACUGUAUUCUAAGAAACUUGUGAUCUUGUCUGAAAGCAAGGCAGGAAGUUGUACCGAGAAUCUAAUUGUAACAUUCAUGCUACUUUGUUGCUGAUGUUGAUUUUGCUUAAAGCCAUCUUUUAUGUGUCAGAGACUCCCUGAUGCAUAGAGUUUGGACUGUCCAUCAUUUCACUUUUUGUACUAGACUGCAGUGCUCGUGCAGUUUUUAGCUUACCAUCAUCAGAUGGUGGGCUAUUCAAAUCACUCUGCGUCCGUGGUCCGUCCUUCCGUUAACAAUUUCUCGUUAUCGCAUCGCCUCAAAAACUACUGGGGGGAUUUUGACUAAACAUUGUCAGAAUGAUGUAUUGGUACCCUAGUUGUGUCCUCCUGAAAAUCAGACUGGUUCAACAAUUUUUUAGUGAGUUAUGGCCCUUUGUUUUUAUAAUUUACAUAGAUUUAUACAAGGAAAAUCUUUGAAAAAGCACAGGGCCUAGGGCUUUGAUAUUUGGUAUGAAGCUUCAUCUGGUGGUCCUCUACCAAGAUUUUUCAAAUUAUCUCCCUAGGGUCAAAUAUGGCCCCACCCCUGGGUCACAUAGACUUGUAUAGGGAAAAACUUUGAAAAUCUUCUUGUCCAAACCACAAAGCCUAGGGCUUUGAUAUUUGUAAUGUAGCAUCAUCUAGUGGUUCUCUACCAAGUUUGUUCAAAUUAUCCCACUAGGGUCAAAUAUGGCUCGCACUGGGGUCACAUGGUUCAUAUAGACUUGUAUAGGGAAAAGCUUUUAAAAUCUUGUCAAUAACCUACAACAUUCAGAUUUGGACCACAUAUAUAGUUUUGAGUGGCAAGAUGAACCUUGACAUGAGUUGACCUUGAUUUUGACCUAGUGACCUACUUCCACGCCCACAGCCUUCAAAUUUGGACCACAUGCAUAGUUUUGUGCGCCAAAAGAAACUUUGACCUUGACAUUGAUCUAGUGACCUACUUUCACAGUUUUGAAGGUACAGGCUUCAAAUUUGGACCACAUGCAUAGUUUUGUGUUCCAAAAUGAAAUUUGACCUUGAUUUUGACCUAGUGACCUACUGUCACAUUUCUCAAGCUACAGCCUUCAAACUUGGACCACAUGCAUAGUUUCUUGCACUGGAAAAAAACUUUGACCUUGACAUUGACCUAGUGACCUACUUUCACAUUUUUGAAGGUACAAGCUUCAAAUUUUGACCACAUGCAUAGUUUUGUGUUUCGAAAUGAAAUUUGACCUUGAUUUUGACCUAGUGACCUACUUUCACAUUUCUCAAGCUACAGCCUUCAAAUUUGGAGCACAUGUAUAGUUUUGUGUACCGAAAUGAAUUUUGAUCUUGAGAUUGACCUAGUGACCUAGUUUCACAUUUCUGAAGCUACAGGCUUCAAAUUUGGACCACAUGCAUAUUUUUGUGUUCUGAAUUGAAAUUUGACAUUGAUUUUUACCUAGUACCUACUUUCGCAUUUCUCAAGCUACAGCCUCCAAAUUUGAACCACAUGCUUAGUUUUGUAUACCGAAAUGAACUUUGACCUUGAAAUUGAUCUAGUGACCUACUUUCACAUUUCUCAAGCUACAGAUUUCAAAUUUGGACCACAUGCACAUUGUUGUGUAUGGAAAUGAAAUUUGACCUUGAGCUAGUCUUGAAAUUUGGAACAUUCAAAAAUGGCUCAAUGGUGGGUGCCAAGAUCUUUCUGUGAUCUCUUGUUAUGCAGUUCAAAUGAAAUUUUGUCGGGACUUUCAUGUCCAAUUUUCUCGAGUAAUGGGAUUUUUUUACACAUAAAAAAUAUUACACCUAUGUAUUUAGUUUGUGUACUCUACUCCUACUACAGUUUCCAUCAAAUUCAUAUGGAAGUUUGUAUACAUCAUUAACAUGGAAAGGUCAUACACACGUUUUUUGGACUUUCAGGUUACUUUUUUUUUUUUAAGUAUUAUUCUGUCAAGCAUUUGUCAUACAGAGUUUACACAUUCUUGUUAUAUAUAUAUAUAUAUAUUUAUCAUUAAA